Messenger RNA from Elgaria multicarinata webbii, 1482 nucleotides. RefSeq names its product PR/SET domain 14 (gene PRDM14). The transcript is spliced from 7 exons. Gene Ontology annotation, biological process: regulation of transcription by RNA polymerase II. Gene Ontology annotation, molecular function: protein binding; RNA polymerase II transcription regulatory region sequence-specific DNA binding. Lineage: Eukaryota; Metazoa; Chordata; Lepidosauria; Squamata; Anguidae. Gene Ontology annotation, cellular component: nucleus. The coding region runs from base 1 to 1482 and encodes 493 amino acids. The record is from RefSeq and is a predicted model, not a curated record.
AUGGCCUCUUCGUUGGCGGGAAGCUCCUUCUCCAAAGACCCCCGCGGCGGCGGCGAGUCUCUGCUGCUGCUGCUGAGUAGCGGCUCGGUGGGGGGUGCCCCUUUCGGCCCGGGGCCGCCCGCACCGCGCUUCCUGGAGCCGUUUCCCGCGGCGGGGGUCUUUCAACCCCCGUCGACGGCCGCGCCGGGAGGAUUGAGCCCUGGCGCGUCUCCGCUGGUGCCGUUCCCUUUCCCGCGCCUGCCGGCUGCCUUCGCCGACCCCCGCCCACCGCUGCCCCGGCCCACGCCGGUGCUGGCCUCGCCCUUCCCGCCGAAGAGAGACUCCCCGCGACGGCGCCUCCCCGACCGAGCCGAGCCCAAGAAGAGUACCCCCGACGGAGCGGCGGAGGGCGAGCAGCGCCCGCCCGGCUACCGCUUCACCGCCCAGGAACUCCACGCCGUCCUGUACGGGGCCCUGCCCGGAACUGUUGAUGCUCAGACCCCGCUGUUGGACAAAUCUGCUCUGCAACUGCCUGAAGGGUUGACGGUGUUGCAGACCGUGGAUGUGGAGGGUCCACAGCUGGGUGUCUUCUGCACUGAGACCAUCCCGAAGGGGGUCCGCUUUGGCCCUUUCCAGGGUAAAGUGGUCAACACCAGUGAGAUCAAGACUUACGACGAUAAUUCCUUGAUGUGGGAGAUUUUUGAGGACGGCCGCUUGAGUCAUUUCAUCGACGGGAAGGGCUCAUUGGGCAACUGGAUGUCCUUGGUGAACUGCGCCCGCUUCCCCGAGGAACAGAACUUGACGGCUCUACAGUGCCAGGGCCAGAUUUAUUACGAGAGCUGCAGAGAGAUCGUGCCGGGCCAAGAGCUGCUGGUCUGGUAUGGAGAUUGCUACUUGCAGUUCCUGGGUAUCCCCAUCAGCCUGAAAGGAACCGCAGAUGGAAGGCGAUCCCAGCAGUACAGCGAAGAGUCUAUGGAGGGUUACAAAUGUGAGCGCUGCGGCAAGGUGUUUGCCUACAAAUACUACCGGGAUAAGCAUCUGAAAUACACGCGGUGCGUGGAUCAAGGGGACCGGAAAUUCCCAUGCCAUCUCUGCAACCGAUCCUUUGAAAAAAGAGACCGACUGAGGAUCCACGUUCUCCACGUCCACGAGAAGCACAGGCCUCAUAAAUGUUCUGUGUGUGGUAAAAGUUUCUCUCAGUCUUCCAGUCUAAACAAGCACAUGAGGGUUCACUCUGGGGAAAGGCCUUAUAAAUGUGUGUACUGCAAUAAGGCAUUUACCGCCUCCAGCAUCCUACGCACUCACAUCCGCCAGCAUUCGGGAGAGAAGCCCUUUAAAUGUAAACACUGUGGCAAAGCAUUUGCUUCGCAUGCUGCCCAUGACAGUCAUGUGCGCCGCACACACAAUGCUAAAGACAAAGGUCGCACAUGUACCUUGUGUGGUAAAAUAUUCCAAGAGGCAGAAGAAUUCCGCUUCCAUAUGAAGUUUCAUGCAACUCUUUAG